Molecule: messenger RNA, 922 nt
Organism: Tympanuchus pallidicinctus (lesser prairie-chicken)
Lineage: Eukaryota; Metazoa; Chordata; Aves; Galliformes; Phasianidae
Gene: ADAT3
Product: adenosine deaminase tRNA specific 3
Exons: 3
Coding region: 95-922 (275 amino acids)
Cellular component (GO): nucleus; cytoplasm
Molecular function (GO): tRNA-specific adenosine-34 deaminase activity
Source: RefSeq, a predicted model, not a curated record
CAGGACCCCCUACAGCCACUGACAUCCCCAUGGAUGUGGGGCCACCAAGUGCCACCAACGUCCCCAUGGACCCAAAGAACCUCAAGUGUCACCGAUGUCCCCAUGGCUUCAGGACGUCCAGGUGCCACCAGGACCCCUACGGCCACCCACAUCCCCAUGGAUGUGGGGUCACCAAGUGCCACCAAUGAUGUCCCCACGCCUCCAUCACCUCCAGAUGCCACCAGGACCCCUACGGCCACCCCCGUCCCCUCGUCCCCCGCACCCCCUGCCCCCUCUGCAGGUCCUUUUGGGUCGGGGGGUGUCACCCCACGGCCUCGGCCCCCCGUUCCGCGUCCGUCUCCCCGGACGCCUCCCGGCCCCUGGAGCCGAGACGGAGACGGCGGUGACUUCGGGCCUUUGGCCGUGGGUUUCCCGAGGCGACAGAGGGGACAAAAGCGAGAAGGAAGAGAUCGGCGACACGUCGGGGAUGGCGGCGGCCGUGAGGGCGGCGAGACGCGGGGCCAGGAGGGGGAUGGUGCCGUGCGGGGCGGCCGUGGUCGAUCCGGUGAGCGGGAGGGUCGUGGCCGCGGCGUGGGACACCAGGAGGGGGGGGGCAACCCGCUGGGACACGCCGUGGGGGGCCGGGGGGCGGCCCGCUUCGGGGGGGGGGGCGGCGGGCGGCUACCUGUGCUCGGGGUGGGACGUUUACGUGACGAGGGAGCCGUGCGUGCUGUGCGCCAUGGCGCUGCUCCACGCCCGGGUGCGCAGGCUGCUCUUCGGAGCCGCGGCGGCGCACGGCGCCUUGGCCACGCGGUACGGCCUGCACGGCAGGGCGGCGCUCAACCACCGCUACCGGGUGUGGGGCGGCGUCUGGGCCGGGGCGUGCGGGAGGCUGCGGGGUCUGGACGGGAGGGGGGCAGGAGGGGAGCCGGCUGCACCUUAA